Molecule: messenger RNA, 8953 nt
Organism: Girardinichthys multiradiatus
Lineage: Eukaryota; Metazoa; Chordata; Actinopteri; Cyprinodontiformes; Goodeidae
Product: desmoplakin-like
Exons: 24
Coding region: 133-8226 (2697 amino acids)
Biological process (GO): skin development; intermediate filament cytoskeleton organization; cell-cell adhesion
Cellular component (GO): intercalated disc; intermediate filament; cytoskeleton
Molecular function (GO): structural molecule activity
Source: RefSeq, a predicted model, not a curated record
CACCAUUAUCUGCGCAACAGGACACGGGCCGGAGAAAAAACUCCCCGGACAGCAACAGCAAAAACAACUUGGGAAAUAAACAACAACAAAAAAGCAGCUUAUUAAAACAGAAAAACAACAACUCGGAACAACAUGAGUUUUUACGGCUCCAACUCUAAACUCAACUCUUUAGGGCCGAGGAGUAACUCUCGACAGGACUUGGCUUACAGAAACGAGUUCGGUGGAAACGGCUACCACUCAGAGUUCCAUCAAAUGGAGCCUGCAUACAACUACCAAACCACCUCCUUCGCCAGGUCCUCCAUGCACGGCGGUGGCGGCGGCAUGAAGAAGCAGACUACCGUCGCUGGCGGGGGAGGUGGUGGGCAAAGUGUACAACAGUUCAAUCAAGCAAUUUCUAUCCUGGUAAAUGAAUGUCAUCAAUACCUGGACAAGGCAAAUGUGAUGAUAAAUACUGGAGGCCCGAUGGGUGACGCAGAGAUGUAUCUGUCAAUGGCUGCAGAAACCCUUGACAAGCUGAAUAUGUAUGGCCGAGAAAUGCGGAUCCCCAAUGAUGCUUUCAAACAAGCUGAAUUCUUGGAACAAAAGUUUGGAGCCAUCAACCAGAAAUUUGCCAGCUAUGGGACUAUGAAAAUGACCAGAAGCAGUGUGCCCAUUGAUGACUACCGAUUCCUCAAUGACGCCUUUGGCUGGAUAACCCAGCAAAAACGCAUCAUUGAGUUAACUCCAUUCGGAGACGACGCCAACACCAUAGAAAACCAAAUUAUAAACCACAAGAAAUUCCACAGCUCCAUCCAAACAGCCCCAAUAGAAGUACUGCGUGCCAGAGAAGAACUGAAUGCAUCGGGCGAUAAGUACCACCAAACCCUCCUGGAACAAGAAAUGGAUGGCCUGCAGAAAUUGUCCCACAAUCGCUUGAGUCAACUUCAUGAGCUUCAGGGCAUCAUCGAGGAGGUCUCUCGAGCCAUCAUGUGGGUGAAUGAAAGAGAGGAGGAGGAGCUAAUGUUUGACUGGGGAGACAAAAACAUCGACAAUUAUAUCCCCAAGAAGCAGGAGAGCUACUCUAAGCUGAUGAGUGACUUGGAGGAGAAGGAGAAGGAGUUAAACAAGCUGAAGCUGAAAUCGGGUGCCCUCAAGAACAAUAACCAUCCUGCCUCAGAUAAGAUCGAGGCUUACAUGGACACCCUACAGACUCAGUGGAGCUGGCUUCUUCAGAUCACAAACUGCAUCCAGUUUCAUCUAAAGGAGAAUGCUGCCUACAGCCAAUUUUUCAAGGAGGCCAAUGAAACAUAUGCAAAGCUUCAGAAGCAGCAUGAGAUCAUCCGGAACAAAUUCAAAUGCGACAAGAAUACUCCUCUGGAAAACCUUACUGAACUUCUGAAAAAUCUGGAGAAAGAGAAAGGGCGAAUCAUAGAGAAUAAGAGGCAGGUCAGCAGUUUGGUCAGCAAAUCAAAGUCAAUUAUCAGGCUGAAGCCUCGAAACCCUGAGGAGAAGAGCACCAGCACCAUCAUGGUUCAGGCCGUAUGUGACUUUAAGCAGGACCAGAAAGGUAUAAUGAAAGGGAACGAGGGCAUCCUGAAAGACAACUCUCAGCGCAGCAAGUGGCUUGUGACUGGACCUGGAGGUCUCGACAUGUGGAUUCCCUCCGUGUGCCUGCUCAUCCCACCUCCAAAUCCACUCAGCAUCGGACUUGCUACCAAAAAUGAGCAGUAUUAUGAAGCCAUCAUGGGCAUUUGGAAUCAACUCUUCGUCAACAUCAAGACCCUCAUCUCCUGGCAGUACUGCCUCAAAGACGUCAACUUCAUCAACUCCCUCACCCUCACCAUGCUGUCGAAGAUGCGCCCUGAGGAGUACCGCACCAUCAUCAAAAGACUGGAGACUAAUUACCAGGAGUUCCUCCGUAGCAGCCAUGGUUCUGAUAUGUUUGGGGAAGAGGAAAAGAAAACCAUGCAGGGCCAGUUUGAGAAGGCCCAACAGCUCUAUGAUGCACUGAUUGUCCAGCUGCCCAGUUACAGGGGAGAAGGGGUGAAGACUGAAGAGCCAAAACAAGAAGGCCAAGUCCCCGUUAAACAACCAGUCAAAACCAAUACUGUCAUCAGCCUUUCAUUGCUCAGCACUAUGCAAGAAAUCCGCUACAGACUGGAAAAGGCUGAAUCUGACCUCACCGACCAUCUCCAUAUUCCCCUGGGGGAAAACAAUGUGCACGAGUGUUUAGUGCACAUUCAGAAGCUUCAGGGUACACACCAAAAUCUAGAGUCAAUUGACGACAGGUAUAUGAACCUAAGAGAAAUUAUUACAAAGCAGCUAAAGGGGGUCCCUGCAGACUCGGAGCAGGCCAAGUUCCUCCGCUCUGAACUGGAAAUUAUCAACCAAAAAAUCCGAGGCCUGCAGCAUCUUUACUCAGUCUACGUUCAGAGAUUGACUGCACUCAAGGCCUUGCUCCAAAGCCUUCUCCUGGCUGAGGAUAGUAUUAAAGUUCACGAGGCCCGACUGACAGAGAAGGAGACCAGUUCUACGGACAUUCAAGAACUGGAAAACCAUCGGAGUGCACUAAGGAACAUGAAGAGCGAACUGGAACAAAGACGGGACCUGCUGACUUCGAUGGAGUCUGACCUGGCCGGAGCAGUGCACUGUAACAGUCAGAUUUCAGAGUCUUUCCACAAAUGUGAUGUGGAUUUGUCCAAGUACUCUGAAAUGGUGAACCAGUUGUCUGACCGCUGGCGCCGCAUCCAAAAGCAGAUAGAUAGCAGAAUGUUGGACCUGGACAAACAAAAGGAGCAGUUAACACAAUAUCAGCAGGGUAGACAUUCCAUAGAGCAGUGGAUAGACAAUACCAGGAAACGCCAAGACACCCUUCAGAUGGGCAAGCUCACUGAUAUCCAGACUUUAAUGGACCACCUCAACCAACAAAAGGCUCUUCACAAUGAAAUCAAAGUCAAGAAGGAGAAAGUAGAGGAUGUGCAAAUAAAUGCUGACACCUGUGCUAACUCCAUAAAGGACUAUGAGCUGCAGCUUGCUUCUUACAGUUCAGGACUGGAAACUCUGCUUAAUUUCCCAAUCAAGAGAACUUUGCUCCAGUCCCCUGCUUCUUUUGUCAGGAAAGAGGCUGGUGAAGUUCAGGCACAUUAUAUCGAGUUGCUUACCCGCUCCAGGGAUUAUAUUAAGUUCCUGGGUGACUUGCUGAAGAACAUGGAAGAGCUGAAGUUAAGGAACACCAGGAUUGAGUUGCUAGAGGAGGAACUGAGGCGUCUAAAGGAUGAACUUCAAGAUCAAAAACAAAAGAAUAAGUCCCUGGAGGAUAACUUGUCCAGCUACAAGUCGGAGCUCACUCAGUAUAAAGAUGAGCUAAUUAAAGUGCAAGAAGUGAAGAGAACUACAGCAAUUCAAGUUAAUGCUGCUAAAGAGAGCCUUGAUAGCACACAAGGCCAGAUUCAACAUCUUUCUGAGGAACUCACCCGUGUUAAAUAUCAGCUUGAGGAGGAAAAGAGGAAAAGAAGAGUUGCGGAAGAGCGCUACACGAACCAGCAGGAAGAGUAUGAAGCGGCAGUUCGCCGCAGGCAGAAAGAACUGGAGGAGGUCAACUGGAUAAAGAUAGAUCUAGAGAAGUCGGUGAAGGACAAAGAACGUGAAAUUGAGAGGCUGAAGAUGCAGCUAGAGGAGGAAGCGACACGUCGCCGAAAUGCCGAGUCAGAUAUAUCAAAGGUAAGAACACAGUGCACGCAGGAGAUAAGUCAACUCAAACAGACAUAUGAGACAGAGAUCCACAUCAGCAAGACCUCCAUUCUGAAAGUGUCCCAUCAGAAAGAUGAGGAUGCAGCACAGUUGAGGCUGCAAGUUGACCAACUCACUGGCGAGAAGAGAGAACUGGAAGAAGAGCUCAGAAGACAGAAGCACUCCAUUGCUCUCAUUGAAAUGCAGAAAAGCAAGGCAGAGCAGGAGGUCAGCCAGCAGAUGGCCUCAGUGACACAAGAGACAAGGGUGCGUACUGAGCUGGAGCUGCUGUUAAGAACACUCAAGCAGCAGAGAGGUGAAGAUGAGUUAAAAUUGAAGGAAUCCACCAAAAACAACCAGGAAAAGUCCAGGCAAAUCAGUACGCUAACAUUUAACCUGGAGGAAGAGGGUAAAAAGAGUAGAGCUCUAGAACUGGAAAUCGGUCGCCUGAGACAAGCUGAAGCAGAACUGAGAUCAAAGAACAGCUCUUACUUAGAGGAAAUUAACAAACUUAAAGUGACUGAACAAGAGAUCCACAUCACCCGAGUGGAGUUGGAAAAGCAGAGCAGUGAGAAAACAAAGGCCGAGCAGAGUUCUGCCAGGCUCCAGAGCCGUAUCAGGGAACUUCAGUGCUCUCUGGAUGGGGUGGAAGCUGAGCUGGAAAAGCAAAAACAGACAACACAAGAGGAGUUUACCCAUAGAAAGCGAAUGGAGGCAGAGUUGGAGAGGAUGACGCAUACGUGCAGAGAGCAUACCACUACAAUCAACUCGCUGAAAUCAGUUCAGAUAGAGGUCACAAACACUGGGAGAAAGUAUGAGCAGGAUAUCAAGGCUCUUAAGGAGGAACUGGACAAGAGCUUAAGGGAUCAUAAAGUCACCAAGGAAGAACUGGUAGCAGUGACAAAUGAACUCAAAACACUAAAACAAAAACUCCAACAGGACCAGGUGCGAGUUCAUGAGCUCAACCAGCGUAAUGAAAGCCUGUAUAAGACCAUUGAGGAGAAGAGUCGCCAGCUCAACGAGUACACCACAGAGAUUGAAAAGCUGAAGACUCUGACACAGAACCUGACCAAAGAGAGACUGAGGUUGGAUGAAGAGCUGAGGUCUGCACGGCAAGAAAGAGAUGAAGUGAAAAUGAGCAAAGAUACUAUUGAUGCAGAAAGCGCCACUCAGAUCUCAGCCUUGCAUGUACAGCUUCAAACUAGCUCCAAGAGGGCAUCCGAACUCCAGUUUCUCAUCAGUGACCUGACCAACGAGAGAGAAAAGCUUAAAAUGGAAAUAGAAAAAUUCCAAAAGCAGUCAAUUGAGACCUCCAAGUUGGUGCAUGAGUCCCACAGCAAGCACAGUGAUCUAGUGCUGGAGAGAGAUAGCUUGCUCUCCAAGCUUAAACUGCUGGAGCAGGACAAGAACCGUAAUCAGAGAUUAGAAGAAGAGCUUGCGCGGCUCAAGCUCUCUCUAGAAACCGAGAUUCGCAGCAAACAGCGUUUGCAGGAUGAAAAGAAUUCUGUUUUUAAAGAGUUCACCUCUUUAAAGAGCCAGUAUGAGUUUAAAGAAAGCCAGAUUAGACUGUGUGAGUCAGACAGAGACAAGGCAGACCGAGAUAGGGUGUCCCUUAAAAACGAGAUUGAGAGGCUGAUGAGGGAACUGAACAGUGUGGAGGAUAGGUACAAGAGUCGUCUUUUGAUCUCAGAAAAGGAGACAUCUGAAUUGGCUCUGAAGAGAAAUGCCCUGGAAACAGAGAUUCUUAGACUGAAGCAGAGACCAAAUACAUUAAACAUUCAGACCCAGACAGAUGAGAAGGUCAUGACGAUUGAUCCAUCAAAGCUUGUAUUUGAUGGGGUGCGCCGCAAAGUCACUGCCCACCAACUUUGUAACUGUGGUAUAAUCAAUAAAACUACCCUGGAGAUGCUGCUUAAGGGCCAAAAGACAGUGGAGGAAGUAGCUGUGGACAUCCAACCUAGUCUAAAGGGCUCCAGCAUUAUUGCUGGGAUGAAAACAGGUUCUCAGGGGAAAAUGCCAUUCACUGAAGCCAAAAACAAGAAUCUUCUCAGCCCAGAAAGUGCUGUCAUGCUCUUGGAAGCUCAAGCAGCAACAGGCUACAUUGUGGACCCUGCAUUUAAUGAGAAUAUGACUGUAGAUACUGCCUGUUCAAGAGGGAUUGUAGACACAGAUGAUAGAGAUAUCUUGUUAAAAGCUGAAGCCGCUAGCACGGGGUUCAAAGAUCCACACACCGGCAAGGUGCUGUCUGUGGGACAGGCUUUUAAAAAAGGUCACAUUGACAAAGAAACUGCCAUCCGGUUGCUUCAGGCUCAGGAGUCUGUUGGGGGCAUUUUAGACCCCAUUCUGAGUGUGUUCCUUCCAAAAGAUAUGGCCUUGGAUCGCAAUCUUAUAGACGAUGAUCUCUAUAGGGCUUUGAAUAAAAAGCCUACCGCCUACCUAGACCCAGCAACAGGAGAGAAGAUCACAUAUACUGACCUUAGAAGGAAGUGUACAGCUGAGCCGGUGUCCGGUUUGCUCCUGCUUCGCGGUCCAGAAAAGCAAAUGACAGUGAAGGGUAUCCGUGGUAAUGUCAGUGUCACAGACCUAGUUAAGUCUGAGCUGCUGGAUGAAACUGACCUACAAAGGCUUACGCCAAAAGAAAUUGAAGAAAAGCUAAAGUCCUACCUCUUUGGCUCCACCUGUAUUGCAGGUAUCUAUGAUGAGGCCAAUGACAGAAUAAUCCCCAUCUAUCAAGCAAUGAAGGAAGGACUGUUAAUGAGAGGAACCACUCUAGAGCUUCUUGAAGCACAAGCUUCAUCAGGCUUUAUAGUUGAUCCAGUUAACAAUGUUUUCCUGACUGUAGAAGAAGCUACCAAAAGAGGAAUUGUAGGGAAGGAGUUCAAGAAUAAGCUCAUGUCUGCCGAAAAGGCAGUAACUGGAUAUAAAGACCCAGCUACAGGAAAGACAAUCUCCCUCUUCCAGGCUAUUGAGAAAGAUAUUAUUGAGAGAGGUCAUGGAAUCCGGCUGCUUGAGGCCCAAAUUGCCAGUGGUGGAAUUAUUGACCCAGUUGAGAGUCACCGUAUUGAUGUCUCUGUUGCCUAUAAAAGAGGAUAUUUUGAUGAAGAGAUGAAUGAGAUCUUAACCUAUGAAGGAGAUGACACGAAAGGGUUCUUUGAUCCUAAUACCAAGGAGAACCUGACUUAUCUUCAACUAAAGCAGAGAUGCAUCACAGACCCAAAAACUGGGCUAAUACUCCUGGCCCUCAGAGACAAGAAAAAGGCUCAACAAUCAAAGGAAAGUCGCACCAAUGUGCUUCGUAAAAGACGUGUGGUAAUUGUUGACCCUGACACAGGGCUUGAGAUGUCAGUCAGGGAGGCCUAUCACAAGGAGCUAAUUGACUAUGAAACAUUCCUGGACUUGUCGGAGCAGGAAUGUGAGUGGGAGGAAAUCACUAUCACAGGAUCAGAUGGCUCUGCACAUUUGGUCAUUGUGGAUAGAAAAACUGGAACCCAGUAUGACAUUCAGGACUGCAUAGACCGUGCCGUCAUUGACCAAAGGACAUUAGAUCAGUACCGUGCUGGAACGCUAACCUUGACAGAGUUUGCUGACCAAAUUACCAGCAGAACCAGCAGCACUGAGAUGACUAUUGCAGCCAGCAGUGUUGAUGACAUGUUCACAUGCAGCAGCCCCACCCAAGCCACACCAUCUUCCCCUACUGUUCGUAAACGCUUAAACAGCAUCUCAAUUACAGUCUCUCCCCCAGGAAUGUUCGAUGACCAAAGCCCAGUAGCAGCCUUAUUUGACACAGAGACCCUGGAGAAAAUAACUGUUUCCGAAGGGCUCAAAAGAGGCAUUGUUGACACUAUAACAGCACAAAGGUUGUUGGAGGCUCAGGCUUGCACGGGGGGUAUCAUCAACCCUGCAACCGGUGACCGUCUGUCACUUGAAGAUGCCGUUCAUCAGAGUAUUAUUGAUGAGAGCAUGGCCGCUAAACUGAAAGCUGCCCAGAAAGCCUACAUCGGUUUUGAGGAUGUGAAAACAAAACGAAAGCUCUCUGCAGCUCAGGCAGUAAAAGAGAGCUGGCUGCCUUAUGAGGCAGGCCAAAGGUUUCUGGAGUAUCAGUAUUUGACAGGAGGCCUAAUAGAACCACAAACAGGGCACCUCAUUGGCAUUGAAGAGGCCAUCCGCAAAGGCUGGCUGGAUGGUAAAGCAGCCCAAAAGCUGCAGGAAACCCGGAACCAUUCAAAGAAUUUGACCUGUCCCAAGACUAAGCUGAAGAUCACCUACAAAGAAGCCAUGGAUAGCUGCAUGGUGGAGGAAAGCAAUGGAAUGAAGCUACUGCAGGCCUCUUCUGUGUCCACCAAAGGUAUAAGCAGCCCUUACAAUGUCUCCAACCCAGGAUCACGCUCUGGUUCCAGGGCUGGUUCUCGCACUGGCUCAAGGAGUGGAUCGCGUAGAGGCAGUGUUGAUUAUUCCUCUAGUUAUUCCUACAGUUUCUCCUCCAACAGUGCAGUCUACAGCUCAAACCAGACCAAAUAAACAAACUGCUUUGUAAUUUUACUUUUAACUCUUAUUGUGUUUUUAGCUAAAAUGUAUUUGAGUUUCAUUGUUCAAAGAUUUGAUCAGACUUUGAAUUUGUAUAUGAUUUAACUGUUUGCAAUUUUUGAAUGCUGAUUAUUAUUGACAUUUACCAUAGCUUUUUUAUAUAUAUAUAUAUAUAUAUAUAUAUAUAUAUAUAUAUAUAAAUACUAUAGGGGGUAUUCCAAUUAUCCAAUUAACCUUACCCUCCCAGUGAACCUAUAAUUGAUUGGUAAUAAUCUUUGUUCUUAACAGAUACUGAUGUUUUGUUUAAAUUACAAAAUAACACUAAACCUUUGCAAUUCAAAUAAAGUAGUCAUAGAAGGUUCUAAUGCAUAUUUACUCAUCUGUUGACACCAGUCAUAUUCCUUAUAAACGAUGAGAUUACUCUUUAAGGAGAAGAUCAUGUCUACUAUUACUAGCUUAUUUUAACAUAAAAAUGUACGUUUAAUUUAUUUUUCUGUGUGUUUCUUUAUACUACAAUUAACCUUACCCAUCCCUUGGACCUAUAAUUAAUUGAUUUGUUUUCUUUUUGUGAUCAGAAUUUAUUACAUCCUCAUUCAUGCAUUUUAUUUACACAGUGCUUUUUUGUUGUCUACAAAUACUGAUAUACUGAAAUAUUUGGACAAACAAUUAUAUACAUUGUCAUAUUUUGUCAUAAUUUCAAAUAAAAUUGUCAUAGAAAGUU